Molecule: messenger RNA, 1137 nt
Organism: Marchantia polymorpha subsp. ruderalis
Lineage: Eukaryota; Viridiplantae; Streptophyta; Marchantiopsida; Marchantiales; Marchantiaceae
Source: the annotation of a GenBank genome assembly
ACCACAGGAAGAACCUGCGAGUUCCGAAGGUGCAAGAGAAGAUAGACAAGAAAUGUCUGGAUUCACGAAAGAAGAGUAGAACAAAGAAACGCCAUUCCAGUGAUCCUAUUGACGCACAACUGUUGAGCAAAAGUGAUGAAGGCUCGCUUGAAAUGGAAAGGCUGGACCAGAUGUUGCAUUGUUUAGGAACUUCGUAGCUUUGAAUUCGAAUUCCAUGGCAUCGCAUGGAGGUCCAGCUUGGAUUGGAGCUGUGGUGUCAGUGGCUGUGUUGUUCGUCCCCCUGGCUUUCCCAUCGCUCACACGUACCGCGAGAAAAAUUCUUAAACCUCGAAGAUGUGAUCGCUGUCGUGGAGUCGGAAAUAACCUUUGUCGACUAUGCAAAGGUCGAGGCAAGCAAGGGGGUGUCUUCACGGGCUUGCCACUGGUGAAGUGUAGACUAUGCGGAGGGAGAGGGAGGCAAAAGUGUAAACCAUGCGAAGCGACUGGCCUGGCGAAUCACUGGCUGUAUAGCCCCGUGUCGGAUGGAGGUUGGGGACCCAGAGGCUCGUAGAAAAGUAUAGUCCUCUUGUUAAACGAAUACUUAGAAGAUAUUCAGCCAGUUGAUACAGAGCAGAAAAUGUAUCAAGUGGACUGAACCCAAAAUUUUCCCCUGAAGUCGUUUGAUCAGCACAAGCUCUUUACUCUGUAACGUAAGUAGAGUCGUCCAUUGAUCUUGCCGAAGAAAAGUUUUGAAUCUCAUAAAAGAUGUACAGAUAUGCAAACUUUGAGCUGAACCUUUGGUAGCCCUGAUCCGUGCUCGCCAAUCUCUCCGUCGAGUUGUUGAAUUAUUGCAGUAUCUUUUGUUGGUAACAUGGACUCAAAUUUCACCGCUUCCUUCCUGUUCGGAUGUGAGACUUUCCUGGUAUGAUUGAUCUACGCAGUCCGUGUUGCCCACUGAAGAGGAGUCUUUGCAGUUGGAACUGUCACUGGAGGUGCUUGCUACGUACUUCCAGUGGUCAACUGAUAUUGGUGACAUGACGGAGCUGGAUAUGUCACCUGAGCUGCUCGCUUCCUGCGACUGCUCUUUUAAUGUGGAUGUUGAUCCUGGUGAUGUCUCCGGGUUGAAGAACAUCUCUGCAAUCUCCUCUCCGACGCGGA